Hevea brasiliensis (rubber tree) is the source of this 1165-nucleotide messenger RNA. RefSeq names its product G-type lectin S-receptor-like serine/threonine-protein kinase SD2-5. Bases 12 to 998 code for a protein of 328 amino acids. Lineage: Eukaryota; Viridiplantae; Streptophyta; Magnoliopsida; Malpighiales; Euphorbiaceae. The transcript has a single exon. Gene Ontology annotation, molecular function: ATP binding; protein kinase activity. Gene Ontology annotation, biological process: protein phosphorylation. The record is from RefSeq and is a predicted model, not a curated record.
UUCUAUCAGGAAUGCCCAUGAGAUUCACUUACCAAGAAUUGAAAGUAGCCACUGGAGAUUUCAAGAAAAAGCUUGGACGAGGAGGGUUUGGAUCAGUUUUUGAAGGCACUCUUCAAAACGGAGAUAAAAUUGCAGUCAAGCGCCUUGAUGCUAUGGGCCAAGGGAAGAAAGAAUUCUUGGCUGAGGUCAAGACUAUAGGAAGCAUCCACCAUGUUAACCUUGUGAAGCUAAUUGGCUUCUGCGCAGAAAAAUUGCAAAGGCUUCUGGUAUAUGAGUACAUGUGUAAUGGGUCUUUAGACAAAUGGAUUUUCUGUAAAGAAUCGCUAGCUUCUUUAGACUGGCAAAUUAGAAGGACAAUUGUCCUGGACAUAGCAAAGGGGCUGGCCUAUCUCCAUGAAGAAUGUAGACAGAGAAUAGUACAUUUAGAUAUCAAACCCCAAAAUAUACUAUUGGAUGAAAAACUUCGUGCGAAGAUAUCAGAUUUUGGCUUGUGUAAGUUGAUUGAUAGGGAUCAAAGCCAAGUGGUAACCACGAUGAGAGGAACUCCCGGCUAUUUGGCCCCUGAAUUUUUGAGCUCAGCAAUCACAGAGAAGGCAGAUGUUUAUAGCUUUGGGAUCGUAGUCAUGGAAAUAGUUUGUGGAAAGAAAAAUUUAGAAAGGUCACAGCCUGAGGAAUUCGUGCAUUUGCUCCCAAUUUUCAUGAGAAAAGCAGAGGAGGAUCAAUUGGUGGUUAUGGUUGACGGAAGCAAUCAGGAUAUGCAACUGCAUAACUCAGAAGCUGUUCAGGUGAUGAACGUUGCAAUUUGGUGUCUGCAAAGUGAUUACAAAAGGAGGCCUUCCAUGUCAGAUGUGGUUAAAGUCCUAGAAGGUAAUUUGGAUGUGGAAGCUGAUCUAGACUACACCUUGCAUAAUCCAACAACAAUAGCAGCAACGAUAAGAGAGGCAGAGCAGGGAACCACAACUUUAAUAUUGCCAUCUUAUCUAUCGGGACCAAGGUGAUGAAUGAUGAUUUUGCUUGAAAUCAUGUUUUUCUAUUUCUUAUUAAUUAUUUUAGUUGUUGUGCUUUAUAUUGUUUCUCCAAUCUGUCCACUGUUAUAUAUGUAAAUCUGCUUGGUUCUAUUGUUUUACAUGUUAUUAAUUAUAAAGCAUCAUAGCUUUAGAGGUUA